This is a messenger RNA of Alligator sinensis (Chinese alligator), 2494 nucleotides long. It is a transcript of the gene FGL1, whose product is annotated as fibrinogen like 1. Bases 164 to 1105 code for a protein of 313 amino acids. The transcript has 8 exons. Gene Ontology annotation, biological process: regulation of immune response; negative regulation of T cell activation. The record is from RefSeq and is a predicted model, not a curated record. NCBI's taxonomy places the organism in Eukaryota, Metazoa, Chordata, Crocodylia, Alligatoridae.
CCUUGGAAACAUUCCUACCCGCUGAGUCACAGCAGACGUAACCCUCAACGCUCCAGAAUUUAAUAGCAAAAACAAUCUCACUCUGGGAAGACUGGAAUUCUUUGCAUCAGCUAAGACGAUUUAACAACUGUCAGUUCUGCCCAGAGAGUAAAGUUUCCUCAGAAUGAAGAUACUGAUAUUGUUUACUUUUAUCCUUGCAAAUGGGUUGAUUAUGGGCAUUGACACUUCGACUCUACAGAGUUGUUUGCAAGAGCAGCUGAGGCUCCAGGCUCAGGUGAGACUUCUGGAACAUCGUGUAAAGCAGCAGCAGGUAAAAAUUGUGCAGCUCUUACAGGAGAGGGAGAUUCAAUACAGUGAUCGGGGAGAUGAAAACAGCGUCAUUGACCUGGGAGAAAAAAGACAGUAUGCAGAUUGUGCUGAGAUUUACAAUGAUGGACAUAAGCAAAGUGGAUUUUACAAGAUGAAACCUCUUCAGAGUCCUAGUGAAUUCCUUGCCUACUGUGACAUGUCAGAAGGUGGAGGCUGGACUGUUUUUCAGAGACGUUCAGACGGCAGCCAGAACUUUGAUAGAGUAUGGGCUGACUAUGAACAAGGUUUUGGAAAUUUUGUCUUGAGAAAUGGUGAAUACUGGCUUGGAAAUAAAAAUCUUCACUAUCUGACCAGUCAAGGAAACUAUACUUUAAGAAUCAAUCUAAUUGAUUUUGAAGAAGAACAGCGCUUUGCACAGUUUACAAACUUCAGAGUUGCAGAUGGAGAGAGUUCAUACUGGAUGACUUGUGGUGAAUACUCAGGCACAGCUGGAGACUCCUUUACUGGGGGGUUUCACCCUGAAGUGAAAUGGUGGGCUGAUCACCGAGGAAUGAAAUUCAGUACACGAGACAGAGAUAAUGACAACUAUGAAGGGAACUGCGCUGAAGAGGAUAAAUCUGGCUGGUGGUUUAACAGGUGUCACUCUGCCAACUUGAAUGGUGUGUACUACAAAGGACCUUAUACCGCAAAAACAGACAAUGGAAUUGUUUGGUACACAUGGCGUGGGUGGUGGUAUUCUCUGAAAUCUGUUGUCAUGAAGGUCAGACCAGCUGACUUUGAGCCCAAUGUUGUUUAAGUAUUUAGUUAAGAUGAUUUAUCUAGUUAAUCUUUUAGCAAAUUAAGUCAACAGGCAGUUUUUUUUCUGAUUUAAAUCUGAGGUAAUUUCAUCCAAAUCAGUGUUAUUUAGAUGCAAAUGAGAGCAGAAUCUGGGCGUAAGUCUGCAGAUACAAAGACGUGUAUUAAUAAACAGAUGGGAUUUUUAAAAAGGCAGGGCAAACGUUCAUCCAGGGUUCAUGGCAGCUUCCAUUGAUGUAGAAUCUGAAAGGUGGCAACAACUUCAUCUCCCAAAAGGCACGAUGAGGCCACAACAUCAGGAGUGCUCAGGGAGGAGACAUAUUCCUAUGACUUGCUAGUGAGGAUGUUGUUGGAAAACACAGUAGGAUUCAAAACUGCUCACAAUGGCAGAACUGCUGAUGGAUGGCAGGAGUGGAACCACCACCUACCUGCACAUCCUGAGAAGAUGAGAGAUCAGGCUGGUACCAGAUGUCCAGCUUGUAGUUUCUUGUGCCAGCAGUAAUGCCAAUGGGGGUGUGCAGGGUGAUUUGGCUCAUGCCCUUUAGGAUUUUUUCACUUGAGAAUGAUUUUUAAUUACCUAAAUCUUUGCACAACAGGUAGGAGAUGUUGCAACAUAGAUCGACUGUAUUGUUUUAAAAAUCAAAGUAUGAAUAUUAUAUACAAAGAUUUGUGUUAACCUUAAUAUAUAUACAAACAUGUGGGGAGGUUAGAUCUCAUUAAAAAUGGCCACCCAAUCUAAUUGAGUUUGCCCAGGUGAGGACCUUACACUUAGAUCCCUACUUAGGUUGAUCUAAGUGCAAACUGCACAGAAAUUCCAAACAGAUCAGUCUAAAAAUGGCCCACUGGAUCUAAGUUAAGCGUACGUUCAAGAUAGUCUAACUUAGAUCAGAUCCAGCAAGACCAAUCUAACUGAACCUCUCUACAGUUCCCAGUGCAGCCCUAGGGCUGCAAAAGCCCAGCUGCUGGCCCCAGCCCUGGGGCUGCCCUUUCCCUACCUGUCCCCCCAGCACUAGGUUAUUUUUAGCUCUCCUGAUGCCUCCCCUCACCCCCAGAUGGCCAGGUCCCCCCACCAUUGGACCAGCCAACAGCCCCCGUCCCAGCCCAGCAACCUCCCAUGCCAACUGAAGUAAGUCUGGGGGGUGAGAGGAAGGAGUGGGUGGGAUGGGUGUGGCUGGUUUACUAGAGGGGGGUUGUUUGGAGGUGAGGGGAGUUGGGGGGCUAAAAAUUUCCCCUGUUCUGGGAGCGUGACGGCAAGAGCACUCCCAUCCUCCCAAGUCUCCCUGCAGACCCCCUGAUCCCACCAACCCCUCACAGUGCCUCCCACAGACCCCACUUGCCCCCCACCCCGUUUCCCCCAAUCCCUCCUACAGACCCUGCUUGCCCCUCCCCC